AUGGUAGUAAUAUUUCGUAUUUCUGCCACAAGUGAGGAGGUGAAGAAGGCUGGUGCUGGAGACAUGGUGCUGGGUCGAGGCUGGAGCACGUACUACCUAAAGGCUAAGACAGUUCGAUCCCAACACCUUGCUCCAGGUGACCUUGCUCCAGGCGACCUUGCUCCAGGCGACCUUGCUCCAGGUGACCUUGCUCCAGGUGACCUUGCUCCAGGUGACCUUGCUCCAGGUGACCUUGCUCCAGGUGACCUUGCUCCAGGUGACCUUGCUCCAGGUGACCUUGCUCCAGGCGACCUUGCUCCAGGCGACCUUGCUCCAGGCGACCUUGCUCCAGGCGACCUUGCUCCAGGCGACCUUGCUCCAGGUGACCUUGCUCCAGGUGACCUUGCUCCAGGUGACCUUGCUCCAGGUGACCUUGCUCCAGGUGACCUUGCUCCAGGCGACCUUGCUCCAGGCGACCUUGCUCCAGGCGACCUUGCUCCAGGCGACCUUGCUCCAGGCGACCUUGCUCCAGGCGACCUUGCACAACUACAGCUGAAGCAUGUUGAAGAUGUCGGAGUGAGGCUCGGGGCCAGUUCCUCCAACAGCGACCACAGCCUCGCCCCCACCACCACCACCCCUGAGAGUGCCAGGUCUCCCCAACACAGAGGGCAGACCUGUCCCCAACCUCACCCCAAUUAUGAUAACCAAUCAGCUGUAAUACCCUUACUCUCCCCCCUCAACGAACCCCUCCACGACCAUUGUCACUCUCACACUAAGACACUUUCAGUGAGCCUCGUCCUUGCUCACUGCUCCCCCUCCAAGACACCCCGUACUCGCCCGUCUUCGCUCACCUGUCCUUUAAUCCUAUUAACUCCGUCACCUCCACUUCCCGUCUCCCCUCUCACCCCUCGACGUACCGUACCGCACCGCUCACGACGGUACAGGACUAUUGGACCCUCUAUUAAGGUACCACAACUACCCAGCGUGAGAGAGAACGUUCGCAGACUCACCCCUGAACUUCGCCUUCAUCUCCAAGAGUCCCUACAGCGACUCCAGCAUCAGAAGGCGCAGACGGAGCUGCGUCAAGAACUUGUACAUCCCGUACAGGUUGAAGACGGCCCCACACCUGUGCUAGAACAGCUUGUAGAAGCACAGGAAACGCCAGAGCUCGAGAGAGGCGUAGACACCUGUAGGACGAACAACAGAUCUCCACCUCCGGAGACGCGCUGUAACAGUGUCACCAGCGAUUGCUUCAGUGACGAGAACUCUAUCUCAUCUGAUCUUAUAAGAGAUCACGAAUUUGUGCUUGUUCUCGAGCCUGAUGAAGACGAAUCUCAGAGCUCAAGGGCUGAAAGUAGAACAUCCUCGAGGAACACCCUUCAUGGCGAGUCAACGUCGGCGUCACCUUUAGCAGAGUAUCCCCAUUAUUAUGACAACGCACGUUUUCGAACUGUGGAAAAUGGCGACAACCGUUUUCUUCGACAGAGCGACUCAGAGAGCAAUAGUUUCCCGUUAACGACAUCGGAUAGAGAAAAUUGUAUUUCUGCUGAGAAAUUUGAAGGGGAUCCCAAAACAAAUCCCACAGCAAAUCAGCGUGCCAAAAGAGACUUCCUUAAACUAGUACCUGAGACUAGAUUAUAUUCUGUGAAGUCUUUACUUGGAUCUAACCAUUCUCUUCAACACACUUCUCUACCUGCAAAUCAGAUUAUCGGCUCGGACUUGAAGUCUCUCUCGCCUUCCUUUCCAAAGAUCAAUUUAGAGCCCCCAAGUCCCAACCCUCUACCCAGUGCCAAAGCCUGCCGCGGGCCAGACCCAGCGGCACCAUGGCACUCUCCAUAUAGUACUCCCACAACACCUCUCUCAAACAAACCAGUUGACGACGCAAGCAUCACUACAAUGGACAACGGAAAAGGCAAUUGUUGUGUGGGCGGCGGCGUGGGUCCGCUGAGCUUCUCCAUGUCCUCACUGUCGGGGUCGUGGAGCCCGGCCGGGGAGGGUGGUGGCGGGAGCAGCCUGGCCGCCACCCCGCCACACCUCCACACAAACUCUCUCAACAGACGCAAAUCAAAACGGAGCAAUGAUCGCGAGGAAGCCCGAAGAUCAUGGGGCCCUGCAGACAAGGAAGAGGGCAACAGGGACUUUUGGGCCUCAAUCCAGGAACCCUACGAUUACAUCAUGGGUAGCAACCUCAUUCCGGACUCAUGCCAGGUUGGUGAAACAAAUGGCGCUCCAUCGUCAGGAGAGUUCGAGCUGUGCUGGGACAGUGGAGACGUCUCGCCACCUUACGUUUGGAGUUUUUCUGAAUUCCUUGAUCAAUAUAAUGAGCUGUAUGAAUGGCUUAUACAAGUUCAACUGAAGUUAUAUUCACAUUCAAACCCACCAGACAAAGCAGCAAGGAUGGUCCAGCAGGAGGAGUUACGUCGUCGUACUUAUCGUCGGAAAUUAUUCGUUGAACAAGGCGAACGUGUAGCCCAGAGAUAUCCAGGUUCAGCAGAAGAAAUCAGCUGGAGAGUUAAUUAUUUGAACAACAAAUGGGACCAGUUGGAGAGUUCUUUGACUCCUGCAAAGGGCCGGAAUCAGGAGGUCGAGGUUGAAUUAGAUUUGGCUCAUGAGGAAGGUAUCCUGAAGCGAUGGUUGAGUGACAUGGAAGAUCAGAUCCAACCUUUGACGUGUCGUCUGCCUCGUGGGUGUUCCCUCCUUACUCUUCAGGAUCGUUACAAAGAUAAUCAGAUCCUGCUGAAAGACAUCGAGGCUCACGGACCAGUGUUGAAGAGCGUCCUCCGCCAGUACGAACGCAUCGCCGCGGCCGCCGCCACCGUGGCAGGAGGUCCUCCGCCUGCCCCAAGCUGCGAGACGACCACCAGCACCCAGGACCCCCCCGCCACCUCCCGCCACCAACACCCACCUGCCCGACGCGGCACUAAGGACAUCAUCCCCCGCAAGGCUCGCUCCCUAGAGAAGCGCUGGCACCAGAUCUACCUGCGCUCCCUCGAGUGGCACUACUACCUGGAGGGUGUCAUCGCAAACUUCAAGGUAAUUACGGGCGUGGUGAGGCAUGGCUGGCGUUGGAAGGAUCCGCACAGUUCGUCGAGCAGCGAGUCGGAAGAUGAACCGGUGAACAAACUGCGCCGGUUGUCGACUUCGUCAGUGUCGUGCGGGUCAUCGUCCUCGUCGUGCGGCUCCCCGUGCCCUUCGCCGUGCUUCGACUACCGCCCUCGACACACCCAUCGCUCCAGAUCGCGACGCUGGGUAGCCUAUGACUCCAACCUGUCGGAGGCUGGCUCAUACAUCGAGAUCGCACCGCCAGCCUCAUGCAGCAGUCCAGCUCAUGAGUCCAAGGAUGACUACGUGUGUGUGAGUGGGGAGAGCGAGUGUGGUUUGGCGACGCCCCUGCCAGCCACCCCCUCCACACUGCCCCAUCCAGAACCAAUGGUGGUGGAGCCCGAGGACCAGCCCCUCGCCGCUACACCCACCACGGCUGUCCAGGACGUUCCUGACGUCGGCGAGAGCUCCUGCAGGAACUUGGCCGCGGCUGCGCAGGACCACGACAUGGUGGGUAGUGCCGGCCUGGACACAGUGCGUGUUCGCUGUGGUCAGCAGUCUCCUGCAGACAUUCUGGCAGAGGUCACCAUGAUCCAUGACACUGCUAAGCCUUCCACUGUCACUACCGCAGCUGCCACUUCCACUGACCACGAGAUGGAGAAUGUGAAUCAAGUGAACGGUAACAGCCUGGUGUCUCCCGCAGCCACUGAGGACUCCGGCCUUAACCUAAGUUCUCCUUUAACUGAAAUGUCUGGCAGCAGCGAAGUGAGUCCAAUAAGGGAUUCGCCCUCCAAGACCAGCUGUACUAACGUUGAGCGGCCCUCGCCCAACUGCGCCACGUUUGAUUUCAAGCACCAAGACACUGACACCGAAGAAGCCGCCACCAAUACCACCACCAGCACUGCCACCGCCGCUUGUCAAGCUAAUCUCAACCUGGUUGACUGCGACCCCUCCAGGAACCGCGUCUACCAGAUCCGUCGGCGAGCCAUCAGCACGGUGCGCCGCGUGUCCGCCCGCACCAGGCUCGAGUUCAGUGGUGACGAAGAGGUUGAUCAAGAAGCCCUCCAAAGAAUUAUAGACACGGCUGUGCCCGAUGACCUGGAUUGGCUUAACUCAAACAUGCCGAGUGACAUCGAUUUUAGUGAGGAAGAGGAAGUGGUGGGUCAUGAGCAUAUGGACACUGGCAGCGAUGGCGGCACUCAGCAGCAGCAGCAGCAGCAGCAGCAUGCACCAGAGCAGCACGAGACACAGCGAGCGAUCAGUAAAGAGUCACUCACCAGGCUGGUUUGUGACGCAGAACGCCUGGUACGGGAGCCAAUGGAGGGUGAUGAACCACCUCCAAUAGUCUCCCCACGACCACAUCAGCUGCCGCUGAACGGCGUCUCUGGGUACAGCGGAGUGAGCAGCAAGCAGGCGCGAGUAAAGCAGUGGAUCGCUACCCAGCGUCGCGAAGUGCGUCUUUCCGCCACCUGCGUCCUGGACUCGUGCGACGCCUCAGGAGAGCUCACUACCGGGGAGAGCGACGUAGAGACGGCAUCAUCCGAUGACAUGGACGCCUCCACCGCUACACACCACGCCACCUCCACCAGAGGCUCCAUGCGGGGCUCCCAGAAGGGCUCCUUGAGGGGUUCCCGUGACCCGCUUCCCUCGGCCGACAACACUCCGACAGCAGAUAAGAUGACAGUCGUGCCACAGCCACCCGCUGCCGACGCCUCGCAGACCAAGGUGGUUAUGCGAAACCGAAAGCGGCGUUCGGGCGAGCAGAGGCCGUGGAGUGUGAGUGAGCUGUACCAGCUGGCCACCCGCCUGGACAUGGCCCCGUACUCCGUGUCGGAAACUGCGCUCCAUAACCUGCUCUCCGCCACCCCGGAGACCCCGACCAACGACAACCAGGCCUUUGGAAUAGGCGAUGCCACCGCCGCCGGCAGCGCUUCACUGGGGGAGUGCACCACACCCCCCACCACCACCACCAUCACCACAACCACCACUGUCAGCACCCCCACCACUGCCAACUUGAGCAACAUGUCUAAUUCCACUAUCAUCACCACCUCCACGCCAGUUUCCACAGGGCGCUUGUCUCCAGCAACUGCUGGAACAGGCUCCCUCAGAAGAAGGAAAACAAGAGCUCGCAGGAAGUCUAACCUUUCCCUGGGGAGACGAACGGAUUCCGGUUCGGAGGGCAUCACAUUGAACUUAUCAGGAGGUUCAGACAGCAUUCAUCUGUCGCCCAGUCGUCGUCUCUCUCUCUCAAAGUCACACUCGUCUGGAUCGGACACAACGGCACACUCCAGGAGACACAUCAUCAAGAGUUCGUCUUUCUCUGGAGCAUGCCGCGCUGGUUCUGGCGGGAUGACCUCCUCCACCGAGAAGUGUGUGUCAGACUGUGGAGGCGUUCUGGGCGUGCCCCGUACGCCCACACACGCCCAGGGAGACAACUGCUACUCCAGUGACGACUCUCGCCCGUCUAGCCCUGUACCGAUGAUCAGAGAAUUGGUGCCCAACCACAGUCCAGCCCACGCCGCCCGCACCGCCACCCACAUGAGCGAGCAAGAAGCCCAAAACACACAUGAGGACAUGAGUUCGUUGUCAGAGCAAGCGUGGGACCCUUACCAGGAAUACAAAUACCUGAGUGAGCCCUACUCCGAGGACAUUGACCAGGAGGCAGCGCGACGACUCCUGGACUUCGGCGACGACUACCGCAAAUACAUAGACUCGGACGGGGCGUCGUCCUUCUCUGGCAUCCCCCACAGGGGCCGCCGCUCCCCGCACCAUCGCCGCCUUCGUAACUUAGCUCCUCCGGGACCUCGCGACCUGGAUUCGGACUCCGACUUGGAUGACCUACACCAUGUGAUCGACGAGUCCAGGUCACAACUCACAGUUACAGAGAACGUCCUUAAGAAGUACUCCAAGGAAUCCGCUCUAGGAUUGGAUUAUGCGGAGCUGGUGGCCACGACGCAGACCAACAUAAAGUGCCUGGCGGAGGUGGUGCGCCACCUGCAGAUGGAGGGAACACUGGAGCCGGAACUACUGGAGGUCCAGAGUUGGGCCUCAACUUCAGACGAAUCCCCUGCCCCCUUGGACGCCGGCUCGACCCCACCCCUCCCCGGCACCCACGCUACUAGGAAGGUUCCAAAAGUUACUAGGUUGCUAAGGGAAACUCAAGGUAUCGUGCAGCGAUGGGAGGUGCUGCAGGCCCAGGCUGUGGAGCGGCAGCGCCAGAGUGGACAAGUGCGGGAGCUGCAGCGUCAGGUGAAGACCCUCCGUCAGGCCCUGGAGGCCCUCACAGACCGUGCCAACCAGUUGACGCACGCAGAUGAUGUCAGCACCCACCAGCAGCUGAACCUGAAGCUGCAGGAGGCGAAGAUCCUGCAACAGGAAGUGUGUGCGCGCAAGAAGGAGGUUUCGAGCAUCAACCUGGCAGUUCACAGGUUCCUCACCGACACUGGCUACUCUCUGGCGCCCCUCAAGGAUGAUGUUGCGGACCUUUACAGGAUCUGGGACGAAGCCGACCGACGGCUGAGUAGCGAGGUGUCCCGGCUGGAAGGUGUUGAGGACGCCUGGAAACGUUGGGAGACGCAGGCGGAGGAGCUGACCAGGGCGCUGAGGCAAGACGGGGAGACCCUGAAGGUGUUGGACACGGCCAUACAGACGGGGUCGCUGACUGACACCGAGACGGCCUCUGUGCAGGGUGUGGCUCGGCUGCUUAAUGAUAAGCGUAAGACGCAGCCGGGCAAGAAGCUGCUGCUACAGCAUACCAAGGCGCAGGGUGUAGACAUCCAGGGGUCGACUCUGUCCCUGAGGGCCUCAGGUGAUGAGCGUCUUAGUGACUCUGGAACCUCUGGCUAUGAGUCGUGUUCAUCUGAAGAACUGAGCGAGCGCGAGCUGCGCCUGGUGCACCUGCGCAGGCUGGCUAGGGACCUGGAAGCCUCGCUCCAUCCUAACUCUCAAGCCUGGGCUGCCAUUUGCAAGACACUGUCGAGCGCCGAGACUGAGCUAAAAGGGCUACAGAAGCAUUGUCGAGAACUGGUGGUGAGAUCGGCGGAGAGCCUUGACCACGCCAAGACGUCUCCCCAGCUAAGGAGACGCGGCUGGACGAGGGAGAACAGGGUUGGGAGAGCCUCCCGCAGAAGCAACACCAUUGGUGGCGUGAGUGGCGGUCGCGGGUGGGUGUGGAGAGUGGUGCGGGCAGCUCUGCCCUUCCAAGCUGCCCUUCUGCUGCUCUUCUGUGUAGCCUGCUUGUUGGAGCCCAACUGUUGCGAUCACGUGAACACCCUCAACCUGUCGCUGAGUCCCCAGGUCCGCUAUGUGCACGGCCCACCACCUGUCUGAGCCUCGCGCUGGUCUCGUUGUGUAUAUUUAUUCCUCUACCUGGGCCCAGUGCCCGGUGUAGAUACCCACCCCCAUGUACAUACCAUGGUCUGGUGUACAUAUAUAUGGCAAGCUACACACAUCCUGGUUUAAUAUGACAACGUACAUACCUUGCAGAGGCACGUGUGCACUGACGUCUCCAGGUAGUGUGUGUGUGUCCAGGUGGGCAGUGAGCCGGCCGGGUGAAUUAGCGUGGCCAGGUGCGGCGGCCGUGCUCGGGACAGGACCGGUCGGGGCCCCGCUGAGCGAGACGUGAGGCAGCGGAGGAGGCAGCUUCCUCCGCUGCCUCUGAGGAAGCUGCCCGCAUCCUCCAUACUGCGUCAGGUUUCAUAUUUUUCUAUCGACCUUAUACAUCGUAAUUAAGAGUAAAUGUAAAAAUGGAUGAUUUAACAAUAAAUUGUCAGUGUAAAGUGAGGGUGAUGUUCCUGUGUGAUAAAUGUCUCUCGUGGCGUGGAAGUGUUAUACAAAGCAGUGUGAAUAUUUUAUCUAAAUGUUCUGUAAAUUUAUUUGAUAACAAUUGAAAAAAAAGAUGCUGUGAAAAUAUUUUGUGGCUUGUUAGACAAGCCACAAGGCAACCGAUGGUUGUAUAUCAUACCGGCUUUUAUGGUGGACUUUCUCGAUAAGAAGUCAAGUGCGCGGAACCGUCGAGUCGUGUUUUCUGAGCAAUAAAGAUGAACAUCGCAGCGAUAACGACUUCAUGCACUCCGGGUCUCGCGCCCCCAUACCGAUAAAGACUUCAUGCACUCCGGGUCUCGUGCCCCAUACCGAUAACGACUACAUGCACUCGGGUCUCGUGCCCCAUACCGAUAACGGCUACAUGCACUCUGGGUUUCUCAUCUCAUACCGAAGACUGCAAGCAAAUCGGGCCCCACGGCGCUAGCCGAGGGCCUGACUCAACAGUCUAGGGCGGACAUGGGUUCUAAAUACUUGCUCGAGGACCUAAUCCCACAGUUUUGGGCGACCCAUGUUUCACGAUGAUGGCUGAGGACCUAACCUUAGUCUAGGGCGGCUCUCAGGUCCCACCUAAGGACCCAACCCCACAGACUAGGCCGGCCCAAGCUCUCCCCCUCCGAUGUUGGCUGAGGACCUAACCCCACAGACUAGGGUGACCCAGGGGGUCAGGGGGUCUCGAUGUUGGCUGAGGACCUAACCUCACAGCCUGGGGGGAUUCGAUGUUGGCUGAGGACCUAACCCCACAGACUAGGAUAACCCGGGGGGUCUCGAUGUUGGCUGAGGACCUAACCCCAUAGACUAGGGUGACCCAGGGGGGUCUCGAUGUUGGCUGAGGACCUAACCCCACAGACUAGGGUGACCCAGGGGGUCUCGAUGUUGGCUGAGGACCUAACCCCACAGACUAGGAUAACCCGGGGGGGUCUCGAUGUUGGCUGAGGACCUAACCCCACAGACUAGGGUGACCCAGGGGGGUUUCGAUGUUGGCUGAGGACCUAACCCCACAGACUAGGGUGACCCAGGGGGGGGGGGUUCGAUGUUGGCCGAGGACCUAACUAACACAGACUGGGGCGAGAGUUCCGGACCAAUCAGGCUGUGAUGGGUAUGUGGGCCUGUGGGCUGCUCCAAGCAACAGCCUGGUGGACCAAACUCUCACAAGUCAAGCCUGGCCUCGGGCCGGGCUUGGGGAGUAGAAGAACUCCCAGAACCCCAUCAACCAGGUGUCAACCCAGGGGGGGGGGGUCUCGAUGCUGACUCAGGAUUUAACUUUACGGUCUAGGGUGGCCCAGGUUCCACAAUACAGGUUAAGGACCCAACCCCACAGUCUGGCCCAGGUCCCGCGAUGCUAGCUGGGGACCCCACAGUCUAGAGCAACCCAGGCUCGUAUGUCGGCACACACGGGCACAGUCUAUUGUGCACGUCGCGAUUUAAACUGACAAAGAUCAUCAUGUAAACAUUUAGUUAACGUAAAUUGUUAUAAUUUCAUUUUAUGAAGAAAGGUGAACAAUUUCUAAGACAGGUUGGUGUGUGAACACGACAAUUCUAGUACCGAUGAGCGUGUGCCCUUCUGGCGUUCUUUAAGGAAGACUAGUAUCAUCCACCCGUGUUAAGGUUAACUUCACCACACAUGUUCACGAUUUGAUAUAAAAAAAAUUCUCUCACUCGCCUGGGUAACGUCGGUGACAAUCCCAGUGAUGCCGACCGUGCCAUUGGAGCUUCCCAGACCCUCUGUGAGAGGGCGGCAUCGUGAUCCCUUGUGAUAGGCGACUGUGAUGCCGCCUAAAUUUGGAAAUGCUCUUCAUAUGGGCUACACUGGUUUUCGCAGACAAUGGCAAGCAUUGACUUUGCGUGCAGUUGGUGCCAUAUCAGUUGACCUUCGAGUCUUGGCACGGUCUUGAACGUGUGCAUAUCACCCACUAAACUUAAGAUGUAAGGCAUGUAACACCCUAGUAUAGGCUUGACAGUUCAGCUCUCACUCUAACAACAACGUGGGGUGGGAUUCUUCAUAACCAGACAGAGAACGAGCUUGUUGCGUGUUGAAAAGUAAGUCUGGCUAGUAACUAAGCAAUAAUUAGAAAGUCAUGCUUGUGGUUAACAUGAAGGAAUCCUGUCUCGCCUUGGUUCAUUGUAGCCUUAAGGUCACUGCCUCCUCGGAGUAACAGGGGUAACAGGCCAGUCUAAAAAUCCGUGAUGAUUAUCGCAUUUCACAUUAAACACCGAAUUAUAAAUUCAUAUCGACUUUGAAGAGAAGUCGCCAUUUUCCCUGUUUCUCUGCCAACAAUGUAGUUUCUCGAGGAUGUUAAGCAUUAAAGGCGGACAGUGUGUGUAUUGGACAAGGUAGGUCAUGGGAAUUGUGUUUUCUUCUUGCAUAGACUUGUCCGUUACCGAACGAGUCAUAGACAUGGUUUUUUUUAUGGGUAAUUAAAGGCAAACGUGUAACUUUAUUGACACUGCAUUUUUAUUCUGUUAAAAACAUACCUUUUUAUUUAAUCAGAAUGGGAGAUUUAUUUUUCUUAUGGUGCUAUAGAAGAAAGUUGUGUUCUUGUCACUUAGAGCGGAUGGAUACGUUUUACGUAAUAAGUACUGUAAGCCAAAGUCUCUAAGUUUGUCAUGAUUUUUAGAAGCGUUUCAUGAUUUUUUGAUUCGCAAAUGGAAUUUAUAAUUUAUUUGAUUUGAAUUUUGUAAGAAUAACUUGUUUGAAUGGAAAAAAUUGGAUGAACUGAAUGCUUAUUUGUUCAGUAAACGUAGGAUGUCUGGGAGGGUUGUAGUACCUUAGUAGUUUAAGACUUGGGAGAAAGAAACUGUUGUUGGUGUUCAUUCACAAAUUCUCUAGCCACAGUCAUUGUUCCUAAAUGUUGAAUGUAUUCUUUAUGCUAUAGGAACUAGGGUGUCCACCUCGGAGUGGGUGGGUGGGUGGGUGUGGACGUGAUCCAUAGCCUGCAAGGACGAGUUUUCGGAUGUUUAGUUACUGAAGAUUCGGCCUUGUGAGCAUGGUCACUUCACACUGAGCUGUACUGCUCCCACUCACCAUAGAUGAAGUUCAAGGUUGCCAAUGGAAGUCGGAUUUUGCCAGCCAGUUUAUGAUUCCAGUUCAGUUUUUCCCCAUUUGCGCUUAAAAAUGUAAGACUUGUAACAAUUAAAAAAUAGUAUUACCUUUACCUAGAACCUCGGUUUCAUUUAGUAUCAUUAUACUUCAGAAUCUAUGGUUCGGUUGAGUCCGGCACAAAGCUGACAUUGACUAAUUAUCCAGGUGGUGCCUUACUUAGGCUGCUCCCGCUGCUAACACUGCUGCUGGCUUGUUUACCAUCUUACUGAGAGUUGGUAACGGGCCAAUCUGUCGUCACGGUUGUAACAUUAGCCAGGGGAGGAUGUUCUGGAGGAUCUUGUCAAUAAACUCAUUCUUAUCACUGCUUUUCUCUCUCUCACACACACUCUCAUACCAUUCCAUUCUAAAAUAAAAGAAUUAAUAAUAAUUAUUUGGUUGAAAGUAUUAAUAUGUAGUGAUGAACCACUAAAAAGUUUACUAUUCUAUUAUUGAAUAUGGCCAACUGGGACAAUUUUUAACAGCAACAUAAGUAUAGAACCUAACCUCUCUUAGCAAUCAUACGUCUAAUACUAUCUUGGACCUAAUGCAGUACAUAUGUAGGAUAAAAACAAAGUGAUGUAUUUGCUAAUUGUAUAUAAACAUUUACAAAGUCUUUAGCACUCUCCUGAGUGCUUUUUGUGAAGGUCUAAGUAUGUGGUUAGACAAGACUCGCAUGCCAACGACUAAUGCCAUUAGUCGUUGAGAUGUAAGUAUGGUUCUAACCACACACUUAGAUCUUGACAACGCACUCAGGAGAGUGUUAAAGACCUUGUGUAAAUGUUUAUAUAAAAUUAGCAAAAACACACGCACACGCACGCACUUGCUCUGUUUGGUCAGUAUUCACGUAUUAGUUAGUAUCCCUUCUGAUAAUUCCAAACAAAUCAUGUCUUAGAAGUCUGAUAACCCUAUCAAAUGUUUUAACUUGACCACAGUGCCCAGCUCCCGAGAUUGAUGUUUCCUCAAAUGAAUUAUUGUAAAGCUUAGCAUUUCUGGCAAUAAGUUCUAACUAUUUUUGUUCAGAUAAGUAAAUGGUAUUUGCUGCAAAUAUACACUUUACAGUUACACACACACACGAGCUUAACCCCAGGUGCUCCAUGAAAUCUUCCCUACGGUUUACAGUACAAAAAACCACAAUGUUUUUUAAGUGCCUUAGUGUCGUUGUCUCGUAGCUCUAUAUAGUAACGACAGGUUUGUGCCCAAUUCCGCAAAUUAACGUUAGCUGGCGACAAUAAUGUCCACACUCGCGGGUCGUUGCCUCAGCUUGAUCAGCCCAAAUGGGUUUCAAACGCCGCCAGGGGAUCGUAGCCUAGGGGUUUCGAUCGCUUCUAAGGGUUUCAAUCACCACUAGGAGUUUCGAUCGUAACUAUGGGCAUAGAUCGCUGCCAGGGGCAUUGGUCGCUGCCAGGGGUUUCGUCGUGGGACGAGUGAUCCUUGCAGCCACGGAGGCUUCGGCCCGCUGGGAUUGUGUCCAGGAUAAUAAGCUUUGUUCGGCGCUCCUCCACGCGGCUUUAGCUUUGAUAUGUUUGAGUGUCAUCCAGUUUAAAUAUAACUUUUUUUCAAUGUUUAUUUUAUGGUAAUUUGUAUUCUAUGAAUAUGUACCUCGACAUAACACCAGGUUCUUUCUCCUGUAUUUUAAGUAAUAAAAUCUAAAAAACAA
Molecule: messenger RNA, 12581 nt
Organism: Procambarus clarkii (red swamp crayfish)
Lineage: Eukaryota; Metazoa; Arthropoda; Malacostraca; Decapoda; Cambaridae
Source: RefSeq, a predicted model, not a curated record